AUGGAAGCCAGUAGUCUAGUUGCGGAGAGGCCGACGGGCGGCGAACAGGAUCCGGGUCACGCGCGGUGCGCGUUCUACCUUCCCCGGAAGCGGCGAUCGUGUGGGAUGGCGCCGAAGGCCGGCGCGCGGUUCUGCGCGGAGCACCAGCCCGGCGACAGCGGCACAGCUGCGCGCGUGCCGUGCCCGCUGGACCCGCGGCACACGGUGGCGAAGGCGCAGCUGCGGUCGCACCUGGCACGCUGCAACCGCACCAAGCAGGACCAGGCGCUGCGCGCGGAACGCGAGCACAUGCCGUGGUACGAGGCAGGCGUGAACUCGGCGGCCCGGCCAGCGGCCGCGGCGGCAGAUGAGGCGACCCUGCAGGCGGCCGUCAUGCGCGCGAUCCCCGUGCUGGCGCAGAUAGCCGAGGCCGAGUUCCGCGCGCCGCUACGCGUGGCGGUGCUGUCCAACGCGCAGGUCGAGCACGUGCGUUUCCCGCAGCUGCCCAGCAACCGUAAGCACGCGCUGCAGCAGUCGUCGCUGAUCCAGCACCUGCGCGAGGCAGGGCUGUGGGUGGCGCCGGAGCGGCCCGUUGCGUACGUGGAGUUCGGCUGCGGCCGCGGUGAGCUGUCGCGGUACAUUAACCAGGCGGCCGUGCUGGAGCAGCUGGAGCGGGGCGGGCCCGCGGCGCCGCCGGCGUUCGUGCUCGUGGACCGGGCGUGCCCGCGCAUGAAAUUCGACUCCAAGUUUGCCGAGGACGUCGCGGAGUUGCAUGCCCGGUUCUGCCCGAGCGUGCCGCCGGACGAGCGGCCAGCGCCGGCCGUGACUCGGAAAAAGAUAGACAUCCGCGACCUGCGCCUGGCGGCCCUCCUGUCGCCUGGCCUCGAGCACAUUGCCGUCUCGAAGCACCUGUGUGGUGUCGCCACAGACCUCACGCUGCGCUGCCUGGCCGCAGGGCCGCGCGCGUCGCUCUGCGGCGCGCUGAUCGCCAUGUGCUGCCGCCAUGCCUGCAAUCCCGCCGAGUACGCGAACCCGGCCUAUGUUGAGGCCCUGCUGGCCCGCCACGCCCCGGAUAUGUCCUACGACCUCUUCUUCCUCGCACUGAUGAAGAUGGCCUCCUGGGCGGUGUCCGGGCGCCGCCCCGGCGUACCGGACACCGAGGUUGGCGGCCACUUCUCCGGCCUGGCAAUCGCGGAGCGGGAGCGUCUGGGGCAUCUGGCGCGCCGCCUCGUGGACGAAGGCCGUAGGCAGUACUUCGCGGACCUGGGCUACGACGCAGAACUACUUGUGUACUGUGAGCGGGACACUUCACGUGAGGACAUUGCGCUGCUUGUCCGGCGCCCUGCCUAG
Molecule: messenger RNA, 1329 nt
Organism: Eremothecium gossypii ATCC 10895
Lineage: Eukaryota; Fungi; Ascomycota; Saccharomycetes; Saccharomycetales; Saccharomycetaceae
Gene: TRM13
Product: tRNA:m4X modification enzyme
Exons: 1
Coding region: 1-1329 (442 amino acids)
Biological process (GO): tRNA methylation
Source: RefSeq, marked provisional